ACAUGUAACAUGAAGCAUACAUUACGUCAUUACCAAGGGAGAGCAACGGAAGUCGAUCAAAAGAGAGAGAUAGUGUAUAGAUUCUACUGAUAAUUGGAAAAAUGAAGUCUUUAGCAAGAUGGUCUGUAGAAGAAGAAGAAUUAGUAGCAUGUUGUGGCAGCACCAAGUUCGCUAAACAAAUGACUGCUUUAUCCCCCUUUUCCCAUCUUAAUCACGCCGUUGAAGCUGCUAGAGACAUCUGGUUCAACAAGAUUGAUGUUUGUGGAUGGCUUGAAGCGUUCUCAGCUCAUCCUCAGAUUGGUCAAUCUCCUUCCUCCUCACAUGGCAGUGAGACCAGUGCCCAGUGGAGCAAGGGAGAGCAGUCAACUGCUAUGAAAUCAGCUACAUCCACUACAUUACAGGAACUGGCCGAGUGGAAUGCCCAAUAUAAGCUAAAGUUUGGGUUUGUCUUUCUUAUUUGUGCAUCAGGGAGGAGUACUGCAGAAAUUCUGGCUGAAUUGAAGAGGCGCUACUCAAACAGGCCUGUAGUCGAGCUUGAAAUAGCAGCCCAGGAACAGAUGAAAAUAACUGAACUGCGUCUUGCCAAACUCUUCUCAGCAAAAUCAAGCCCUGCUGCAGCUACUGAAUAUGAACCUGCAUCUGUCACCGCAAAAGCUAAUGAAGAUCGCCUGACCAUGAUUAAUGCUCAUCUCAUCCCUGCAUCUGAAUCUGAAUCUUCCGGAGAGAAAAAAUCUCAAGUUCCAAAGAGGAACCGGCCACCCAUCACCACCCAUGUCCUCGAUAUGGCACGUGGUGGUCCCGGGUCAGGUAUUGAUGUACAAUUGGAUGUAUGGAGGGGCCCGGAGCCUCGGCCUUCAUUUCCCGGAUCAGAUCCAAGUGGUUGGACACUUGUGGGAUCUGGUAAGACAGAUGAUGAUGGUAGAAGUAACCCAUUAAUGAACAUUGUUGAUGCAGUAAGUCCUGGUAUAUACAAGAUAAGUUUCAACACAGGCAAGUACAAUCCCUCUGGGUUUUUUCCUUUCGUCUCUAUAGUGUUUCAGAUUACCGAGUCCCAGAAGUUCGAGCAUUUUCACGUGCCACUGCUGCUAGCUCCUUUCGGGUUCUCAACUUAUCGUGGAAGCUAGAAAUUUAAACUUUUGUGGUUUAUUUUCCUCACAAGGGAAUUAGUGAGCUACUGAAAGCUGUUUGUUAAGACUGAUUGGAAAAUUGGUUUCAUUUUUGUUAAUAGUAAAAUGUUUUACUCUGUUAAACCUCGAGACCUAAUUCAGAGAGCUAAUUAUUUAGCACGGAAUUAAGGUCUGAUGUAUACUUGGAUAGUUAGAUGAUUUCUUCUCCGAUGAAUAGAGAAAUGCACUUGAUUUGAAGUA
Messenger RNA from Spinacia oleracea (spinach), 1367 nucleotides. RefSeq names its product uric acid degradation bifunctional protein TTL. Gene Ontology annotation, cellular component: peroxisome. Gene Ontology annotation, molecular function: hydroxyisourate hydrolase activity; 2-oxo-4-hydroxy-4-carboxy-5-ureidoimidazoline decarboxylase activity. The coding region runs from base 102 to 1124 and encodes 340 amino acids. Lineage: Eukaryota; Viridiplantae; Streptophyta; Magnoliopsida; Caryophyllales; Amaranthaceae. The transcript has 6 exons. The record is from RefSeq and is a predicted model, not a curated record. Gene Ontology annotation, biological process: purine nucleobase metabolic process; urate catabolic process.